This is a messenger RNA of Racocetra persica, 495 nucleotides long. Lineage: Eukaryota; Fungi; Glomeromycota; Glomeromycetes; Diversisporales; Gigasporaceae. The record is from the annotation of a GenBank genome assembly.
CUCAAUCAGCAGCAGCAGCACCAUCUCCUACCUCUGCUGCCGCUAAUCCUCCUUCUAGCACUAAUCCUCCUCCUUCACUAUCAGAUCUUCCUGUUUUCAAUUAUUCACUUACCCAAAAAACUCCCGAAGAACGUGCUGCCCUUUGCGCACAGAAUAAAAAUUAUUGCACCACAAAUUGUAAUAACAAAGCUCCGAUGAAUUUCUGUAAUAACCAGACUAUGGGUUGGGGAUGUGGUUGUUCAGACAAAGUACCCGAUUUCCAAGCUUAUCAAUGGCCCAUCAAUUAUGCCGACUGCAUAGGUAAAGGUGAAGCAUGCAAGCAAAGCUGCGGACAAACUAACUUUACAUGUAUUCAAGCUUGUUCUGCUUAUUAUUCCAAUAGAUGCGGUAGUCCCAGUCAACCACCAGCUUAUUAUAACACUACUGACGAAAAUACUCCCCCAUCUUAUGCUCCUCCGCCAACUGAUAGUAGUUCUGCAAAUGGUACUUCUCCUA